ACAAAACGGAAGUGUACUGCUAAGGCGAGCUGGUUCUUCUGCAGAGUGGAAAUGUUCAAAGCAAAAAUCCUGUUUGUUGGUCCAAAUGAGAGUGGGAAAACAGUUCUUGCUAAUUUUCUCUCCGACACCACAGAGUUUGUCGGAGGUGAAUACAGUCCUACCCAAGGAGUAAGGAUACUCGAAUUUGAAUCACAAUGUGAAAACAUCAGAGACAACAGGGUUUACGAGGUGGAGCUUUGGGAUUGUUCCGGAAAUUUCAAAUUUGAGUCCUGCUGGCCAGCACUGAUGAAGGAUGCCAGCGGUGUUGUGAUCAUUUUUAAUCCAGAUGUUUCCACUCACCUAGAUGAAUUAGAGUCGUGGCAUUCGAUGUUCAUUUACACUCAAGGUUUGCAAGCUGAACAGUGUCUACUCAUCGCUCACCACAAGCCUGGCAGCGAAGUGAACGACAAACGGCUGUCUUUAGGCUCAAAAUUGAGCGGGCUGCCGCUUAUUCACUGGAACCUGGAGGAUGAACCACAGCACGUGAAGCCAGCUUUCCACAGAUACUUGGAAAAUGUUUUAAAAACAAUGUCGGAAAGUCGAGAACGAGAGGAGAUGUCUAUCAUUACAUAACAGCAAAAUCUACAACACAUGCCGCUCAAUGAAGAAAAACUCUCACCAUUGGCAGUCUCUUUGUAAAUGUGAUACUCGUAAACAAUUCCCAUUUUUUAAUUAUUGAUAAGUCCUUGCAGUCAUACAACGGUCAAUGUUAUCUUCAUCAAACCUUUGCAAACCUUCCUUUCCUACAAUAAGCCAGGUAUUUUCUACAAGACCCUAAAGUAGUCUUCAUUUGUUGCACUUUUGUAUUUUUUCCAUUGCAUCUCUGUUUUAAAUAAAAGAUUUACUCAAGCUGGAAA
Molecule: messenger RNA, 896 nt
Organism: Labrus bergylta (ballan wrasse)
Lineage: Eukaryota; Metazoa; Chordata; Actinopteri; Labriformes; Labridae
Source: RefSeq, a predicted model, not a curated record